Messenger RNA from Colletotrichum spaethianum, 1305 nucleotides. RefSeq lists its product as uncharacterized. The coding region runs from base 1 to 1305 and encodes 434 amino acids. Gene Ontology annotation, biological process: sphingolipid biosynthetic process; inositol phosphoceramide metabolic process. The transcript has 3 exons. Gene Ontology annotation, cellular component: inositol phosphoceramide synthase complex. NCBI's taxonomy places the organism in Eukaryota, Fungi, Ascomycota, Sordariomycetes, Glomerellales, Glomerellaceae. The record is from RefSeq and is a predicted model, not a curated record. Gene Ontology annotation, molecular function: inositol phosphoceramide synthase activity.
AUGGGUAUCGGCGCCGUGGCAGAGCCCUUGGUGGUUGUCACCCUCUUGUUCGGUGGCACAUGGUUCAAUCGAAACAUUGGCGGCAACACCUACGACAACCUAGGAUGGAAGGGACCCGAUAUCGACGAUGUCGAACACAAGCGAUCUGACGAGCGCCGCUCAGGCAACUCGACCCCCGACUCGGAAGAGUCUCUCCUCUCACUAGGCGGCUGGAGCUCAUCGUCAACGUUGGCACCGCACGAGGAGCCCCCGCGCCGCACACGCAGGGUCAAGUUCUUUGGGUACCAGCGUCUUGUCACAACACCCAACACGAGAGUCUACAAAGACAGACUCCUCAGCCGAGUGCUCCGCAAGUUCCCCUUCUUGGUGGAAGCAUGGUACUGGGCUCUCAUCUACUGGGUUUACCAAGUCGGACGAGCAUUCACCGCACUCACUCUUAACGAGGGUACAGUCGACGUUGCGCGCAAACACGCGCUUCAGCUCAUCCACCUGGAGCAGCGCCUGCACGUCUUCAUCGAGGUGCCGGUACAGCAGUACUUCCUCCAGAUGCCCACUGUCAUGCACUGGAUCAACCGCAUCUACUCCUUCAUCCACAUCCCGGGUACCAUCCUGUUCCUCGUCAUCCUCUACUUCGUCACGACAACCCGCAAGCGCCGCGCGCUCUCCGCGAAGCUCGGCGGCAACGACAACAUCCGAUGGAACUCGGCCGGCCCUGCCCUCUACGAGGCUCGUCGCCGCACCAUGGCCACCUGCAACCUGCUCGCCUUCGUCGUCUUCACCCUCUGGCCCUGCAUGCCGCCUCGCCUGCUGAGCGACCCAAACUACAACGGCCCCGACGCCGGCGAGUCCAAGAGCUUCGGCUUUGUCGACACGGUGCACAGCGCCUCUGGCGAGAGCAGUGUCUGGACGACCAACAAGUUCUGCAACCAGUAUGCCGCCAUGCCCUCCCUGCACUUCGGCUACUCCCUCCUCAUCGGCCUCACCGUCGCGACCCUCCCGAUGCCUUCGAUCCGCUCGCGUCCGUGGAAGCGAUUCGCCAUCGUCGCCAUCGGCAUGGCCUACCCCGCUCUCAUCUUGACCGCCAUCGUCGCGACCGCCAACCAUUUCGUCCUGGAUGCCGUCGCCGGCGCCAUCGUCUGCGGCCUUGCGUGGAACUGCAACGGCGUCCUGCUGAACCUGCUCGUUGUCGAAGACUAUUUCCUGCGCCUGCUGCGUAUCCACAAGCCCGUCAACUGGACCGAUCCCGAAGUCUCCGCUGUCGAGAGGGAGUGGAAGCCCAGCAUGGCGUUGGGCGACGACGUCUAA